UCCCCGAGAGUAUCUCUAGUGCGAUAGAUAAGCUCCGUCAGAAGCCUGUGAAGUCGCCACUGCCUUGUCGCCGUCUCGAGUUCGGCAGAAGACUGAGCAAUUUCCUCGUCCAGCAUGGUCAUCAGAACUGGCCCGGUCAGUUCGAGGACGGGCAAAU
Messenger RNA from Perkinsus marinus ATCC 50983, 157 nucleotides. RefSeq lists its product as hypothetical. NCBI's taxonomy places the organism in Eukaryota, Perkinsozoa, Perkinsida, Perkinsidae. The transcript has a single exon. The annotation marks the transcript as partial. The record is from RefSeq and is a predicted model, not a curated record.